Molecule: messenger RNA, 2139 nt
Organism: Danio aesculapii
Lineage: Eukaryota; Metazoa; Chordata; Actinopteri; Cypriniformes; Danionidae
Product: monoacylglycerol lipase ABHD2
Exons: 11
Coding region: 204-1466 (420 amino acids)
Biological process (GO): medium-chain fatty acid catabolic process; acylglycerol catabolic process; steroid hormone receptor signaling pathway
Cellular component (GO): sperm flagellum; sperm plasma membrane
Molecular function (GO): acetylesterase activity; monoacylglycerol lipase activity
Source: RefSeq, a predicted model, not a curated record
GCGAGUACAGAGUAGAUGUCGAGAGCACGACAGACACUGGACAACUUUCAACACAAGGAGACUUUGACUGGAUGACACAUCUGGGUCAGUGAAGUGCUGCUGUUUGUCUGUUGGACUGAACCGUGAGAUUCAGGAGCUGCUCUCAAACCCUGCACAAAUCUAUUUUUUACAGUCAAGAUCGGCCACAAGUAAAGGAGUCCACCAUGAGUACCCAGCUGGAGGCAGACGUGCGCACCAUGUCUCCUGAAAUGCCUGCCAUGUUUGACGGCAUGAAGCUGGCAGCAGUAGCCGCGGUGCUGUACGUGAUUGUGCGCAGCCUCAACCUCAAGUGUCCCACAGCCGCCGCUGACAUCACCUGUCAGGACACUCCUCUCAAUCACUACCUGCUCAAGUCCUGCCCCGUCCUUACCAAAGAGUACAUCCCCCCCUUGUUAUGGGGAAAGAGUGGUCAUCUGCAGACGGCGCUGUAUGGAAAGAUUGGACGGGUGAAAUCCCCUAAACCUUGUGGGCUUCGUAAGUUUCUGCCCAUGCAAGACGGAGCCACAGCCACCUUUGAUCUGUUUGAGCCUCAGGGGGUCCACAGCACAGGAGAUGACAUCACUAUGGUGAUCUGUCCUGGGAUCGGGAACCAUAGUGAGAAGCAUUAUAUACGGACCUUUGUGGAUUACUCUCAGAAACAGGGCUACAGGUGCGCUGUUCUCAACCACCUCGGAGCUCUGCCAAACAUCGAGCUCACGUCCCCGAGGAUGUUCACCUACGGUUGUACGUGGGAGUUUUCGGCCAUGGUGGGCUUCAUAAAGCGCACAUUUCCACAGACUCAGCUGAUCGUAGUGGGGUUCAGUCUGGGAGGAAACAUCGCCUGCAAAUACCUGGGGGAAAAUCCAGCCAAUCAGGAGCGAGUGCUGUGCUGCGUCAGUGUUUGCCAGGGCUACAGUGCUCUCAGAGCUCAGGAGACAUUUCUACAGUGGGAUCAGUGCAGAAGACUCUACAACUUCCUAAUGGCGGACAACAUGAAAAAAAUCAUUCUGUCCCACAGGGGAAGUUUAUUUGGUAUGAACUCCAGCAGAAUGGAAUUUGCUGACCUCAGCCGUCUCUAUACAGCCACCUCUCUCAUGCAGAUUGAUGACAACAUUAUGAGGAAGUUUCAUGGACACAACUCUCUAAAGGAGUACUAUGAGAAGGAAAGCUGCGUGCAUUACAUACAUAAUAUCAGCGUUCCUCUCCUCUUGGUGAACUCUUCAGAUGAUCCAUUAGUCCACCAGUCUCUGCUGACGAUACCUCGAACUCUAGCAGAGAAGAAGCAGAACGUGAUCUUCGCUCUGACUCUACACGGAGGUCACCUGGGCUUCUUUGAAGGCGCUGUUCUCUUUCCUCAACCUCUUUCCUGGAUGGACAAAGUCAUCGUCAGUUACGCUAAUGCCGUAUGUCAGUGGGAGAAACACAAGCCGCAGUGCCACCAGCAAUAAGAAUGAGUGCGAAACAAAGCACAAUAAACACCACAUACUCGCUCCGUGUUGAGCUUAGACGAUGGUUUCUGACUUUCACUGGGGGAAACUGAUAGAAGUCACUCACAGCAAUAUUCCACACUGACACCAGUGGGUCAGAGGUCAAUGGUGUAUCGCUACGCAGGAUGAAAAUGUGCAGAAGGAUUCAUGUUUUUUUUAAAAAGCAUACUUGGCGAGAGGAGAUGUUAAGUAGUAAAGAUGAAUAACUAUAGUAGCUAACGCUGAGCUGUUAUUUACAUUGAUUUUUCGAUACUAUGUUGUCAGAGGAUAUUAAAUACUAACGGUUGUUAAAUCAAAACGUCUGGUUUAAAAUGGUUUAUAUUUGGUGUUGUGAUUUUAGUAGAAGUUGAAAAUCUGCACAUUGAUUGUUUACGAGUGUUUCAGGUUGCCUUAUUUUUUAUCGACACUUUAUUCCAUUGCACUUUUAUAUAUAUCAAUUCCUCCUUGGUUCAGUGGUACAAUACAUUUUACAAAGUGUAUUUAGUAAAUUGCUGUAGAUGGGAGUGUAAAAAUUGUAGCAAUAAUCUUUUUGUCUGAUAAUGUCUCCCUCUAUUGGCAACUUUUAGAAGUACAUUUGAAUAUUUCGUGGAUGAGUUCGCGUAUAUAAAAUGUUUCAAGUGAACAUUCUUUUCAA